Messenger RNA from Archocentrus centrarchus (flier cichlid), 2912 nucleotides. RefSeq names its product sperm autoantigenic protein 17 (gene spa17). Lineage: Eukaryota; Metazoa; Chordata; Actinopteri; Cichliformes; Cichlidae. Gene Ontology annotation, molecular function: calmodulin binding. Bases 607 to 1947 code for a protein of 446 amino acids. The record is from RefSeq and is a predicted model, not a curated record. The transcript is spliced from 3 exons.
ACCACCAGCUGCAGGAAGACAAUCACAAUUUGCAGAUGAGUGCUAGAGGCAUGAUUAUGCGUUCUCUUUUGAAAAGCACCCCCUUUUUCCCUCGUUAUCACAGCAAUUCUUCUGGUAUUUUUACUUUUCAGAGAAAAAUCAUUUGAGCCCCGAACUGAAGAUGAGUGGAGUCAUUCAGAAGAAGAACACAAAGACAAAGAAGAAUCACUCAACAGAUUCCCAUUUGCAGGUGCACAGUCAGACGAACCGGGUGACACAGACGUGGAACAAAAUCCAGCAAUAAAUGUAUUUGAUGAAGUUGACAGGGCAGCUAAUGAAACGGAUAGCAGCUCUGGUCCAGACCAAAAUAUACCUCACUCUGAGUUGGAGCCAGCUGACUUGUCAUCCUACAGAGGACUGUCAAAUGUGGAUGUGUGUGCUGAGGAAUUAAGAGCAGCAGAAGAUGAGGAAGGUAACAAACGUGGACCUGCAGUUGUAGAUGAGGAGCUUGUAGACUCAGGAGAAGAGGACAAUACUGAAGUUGCAGAACAAGUCGAAAUCAUUACAUAUUCUGGCCCAGCUGAUGUGGAUGUGUGUGCUGCAGAGCUUGGAGGAACAGAGAGAACAAUGAAAGGAGCCACUGCUGAAGAUGUGACAGAUGUUACUGAAGAGGAUGAAGAUCUAAAACACCAGCCGGAGGACAUUCUUGUAGAAUCAUUGGUUCCUCGAUCUGAAAUCACUGAGAAUGACCAACAAGAAGCAGUGGAUGAGCCAGAAAACGCAAAAGAGGAAAGAACAGAGACUGAAGCUUAUUCUGGGGAGACUCAUGAAAGUUUAGCUCAUGGCAAGGGUAGCUUAGAUGAUAAUGUUAUACCAAAGGAGGGUUCUUUGACUGAAAUUAGCUUUGGAGAUGUUCCAGAGGCUCAGCAGACUAGUGAGGUUGCGGUGAAAAAGCCAGACGAGCACGGUUCGAUAGAGGCCUUACAGAUGGACAUAUUAGAAAUACAAGAGAAGGAAGAGUCAGAGGAGCUUACUGCAAUUACAACUGGCCAAUAUACUGCUGACACACAAGACCUCCAUAAACAGGAAAUGGAGAGCGUUGAAAAGGUUAAUGGGGCCAAAUGGACAGAUGACCUGACUUUAAGUGAUGAUGAUGAGAGGGAAAAAGGUGAAAACAUUAGCUCGUUAAAUCAGCAAAGCACAGGGGCAGAAAAAGGGAAUCAAGAGUAUGAAACCAAUCGUACAACUGAAAAUAACGAGAAGGUAAGUGAGGUCAUAUUUCUCAAGGAUGAGGACUUGGAAAAAACGACGUUCUCAGAUGACCCUGAUUUCAAAGAAGGUCACAUGACAGAUAUGGUUGGAGGAGAUAACGAAGAAGCACACGAAGAAGGCUACAGCGAGACGAAGGAUCAAGAAAUUAAUGAUGGUGAGGCGGAAAAUAAUUCAUCACAGGUAACCCAGUCAAAUACAUCAAUGGCUAGAAUGGGGGCAGAGAGUGAAGUCUUUGAGGAGAGUUCACAAUAUCAGCGGGAGGAGAACGAGGGGAGUCAGAGAACACUUGUAUGGUUGCAGCCAGAGGACACAGUGGAAGAAAAAGAGGUCACGUCAAAGGAAGCAGAGGAACUUAGAAAGGGAAUGACUGACUCUGACAUACAAGAGAAAAUGCAGCUAGAGGAGAACAUCAACCUCCCUCACAGUGCAGAUUGCACUGCUGAUGAACACCAAGAAGAAGAGGGGCUACUUGAGUUAGAGGAGGACACCACAGUACCACCAGAGAGUACAGACAAGGAGGACUGCAGCCGGCCCCAGGAGGAGGAGGACAUCAUGGAUAUCCCUCUGGAUGACCCUGAGGCCAACAGGGCUGCUGCCAAAAUUCAGGCUGGCUUUCGUGGCCACAUGACUCGUAAGAAGCUGAAGCCAGAGGACAAAACAGAAGGGGAGGAGAGACAGGAAGAUCGGGGGCAGUAGAGAGAGACGGCACAUCUGCGACAGAGCAGCGACACCCCCGUCCCGACCUGGAUGAAGAGAAAGAGGGAAAGCAAGGUAGUGAGAGACGGCCGGCAUAAGCCGGCUAGGCUGGCUUUCAGGCGCACCUUUUUACCCCGGGAGUCUUUUUUCAACACAAAUUAGCAGUAGAAAAUGAACAGUUUUGAGGGUGUGUUAUGUGAAUCUUUUUUUCUUUUCUUUUUUUUGUGAACUUUAACACUCCUUCUCUGCUUCUUCAGCAGCCUCAUCAGUACGGAUGUCUUUGACCCAGAAUUUGCAACUCACUGCAUGUACUUGUGAAACUUCUGGUAGUGUGCUAGUUUUUAGACGAUGAUCUGUGAAUGUGAAAAUGAAUGUCCUCUAAAUGCUAAACAGGGCUUUUUUCGGGAUGGAUCACUUCAUAUGCUCUGUGUGUAAACCUUGUAUGCAUCACGUUGAGUGAUUAGUGGCUUAUAUGAUUUCUUACUUUGCAUUGUUUUCUGAUGUGCUUGUAUGUGCUUGACAGUUAUUUACCUAUUUGACUUGCGCACAAGAUUGAUUAAAACAUCAAAUGAAAAGUAGCUAUGUAUGUUCUAUUUGUUUAUCGAUAUCUUUUUGGUCACAUGGUUAGUAAGAUUCUCUUUCCACAUUUCCAGGCAUUUUCUAUAAAUCUGAUCUUCCAGAACAGUAAGCAUGCAGUAAUUACACUCCUUUUUUUUUCCAGAUGCAUUUGGUACAGCUUUACUUUAUAAGACACUGGUUCGGUAUGCCCUGUUGUUGUGUUGGUGGGUUUUACUUGUUUGACUUAUGUUAAAUCGGGUGUGUAGAAAUCCAUUGUCACUGUGUGCAGAGGCUUCAUGCUUUAAAAACAAACUGGAUAGUACCUUGCUGAACUUCGGUGUAGAGACAUGGUAUUACACUAAUAAAUCCACCUUCAAUAUACAGUGAGAUGUCUGUUUUAAACUGUC